AUAAUUUUUAUUUUUGCUUAAUGGCUAUCAUUAGAAAUAUAUUAAUGAUAGCUGCCGGGACUGGAAUUGGAUACGUUUUGAUGAAACUUGUUUCACCUGACGAAAAAUAUCUUGAGAAGAAAUUUCCUUUGCCUGAAAUUGACAACUAUCGCCCAUUCCUCAAAAGAUCCAGUAAAUUUCAAGAAAAAAAUAAAUUAACUAACUCUAUGUCUGACUCAGAAACUAAAAACGGAAAAGAGUCAUCCAGCAAAUAACACCCGGCUGCUAUGGACACACCAGAAGUGAUAGAGAGCCUCGGAGGCGUUGGAAAUCUUACCGAUCGUAUUUCAAAGCGCGAUCGUGAGCGCAGGAACGUCAUCGAGCGUAGAAAGGAGGAGAAGCAGCAGCUGAGUGUCGAGUCAGAGCAGCUGAGUUUCUUCCAGGAGACGUUUUACCUCACCUGCAACAAAGUCAAAGACAUGCUGGACUCGGCGCCCCUGGCUCAGACUUCCGCGCUUCCGGGGAUCUUCGAUAAAAUAAACAAAGAAAUCCAGACCCUGUGGAACUAUUUGUCCCAGUCAAAGAUAUUCCUAAAAGUCUACGACAUUCGUCGAGCCCAAGAAACCCUCCAACGCCUCGAGACUGAGGCCGCCGAUCUGGAGCCCAAGCUCCUGCCCAAGAAGAAGUUUGGUUUCAAAAACCGGCGGCCUGCUAAAAAGCCAUCAGAUAAAUCCCUAGAUGUCACUGACGGACUGAAGAACCUCAACCUCUCGGAGACAGUCACCUCAAAUGGAGCAACAAAGCAGCACAAUGAACUAAUUAGUAAGUACACCGACAGUGCAAGCAGUUUAAUUGGCAAAUCAGACCUCACCCUGACGUUAGACGCCGAAAAUGUAAACAAGAAUGACGUUCUAUUGUCUGAUUUAACUCGAUGCAAUGUGCGCAUUUAUGGUGCGCCGAGUACCGUACACAUGAUUAAUCUUAAGCAAUGCCAAGUACUCAUUGGACCAGUCUCGUCAUCCGUGUUUGUUAACAAUUGUGACUCAUGUACCUUUGCAUUUGCAUGCCAGCAAUUACGUUUACACUCGUCGACGGACUGUACCAUCUAUCUCCACGUUACCAGUCGCGCUAUCAUCGAGGACUCAACUAAAAUAAAAGUCGCCCCGUACAGCUGGAGUUACGAGGACCAGCAAAGUCACUUCAAUCUGGCUGGGCUCGACGUAAAAACCAACAACUGGGACUCCGUUGACGACUUCAAUUGGCUUUCCUCCGAAAAACAUUCACCUAAUUGGUCAGUCUUAAAACCGGAGCUCAGGGUCAAAUUCUGGGAUUGAAAUUUUACGUUUUUUUACCUAAUUAUUAUUAUUAUUAUUAUUAUUAUACAUAUAUUUUGGACUCUCACAGUGGAUAAGUUGGCUGAUUAAAUCUUAGAUAUUUUAUUUGAAUAUAUUUGUCCAAGACAUACAUAGUAUCUAAUAUUUUAAUCAUGUCAAAUUAUUAAGUAAUAAACACGUGUAUUUUCGCUUUUACACAAUUAAUAAAUGCACGUUAUCUUGA
Messenger RNA from Microplitis demolitor, 1536 nucleotides. RefSeq names its product tubulin-specific chaperone C (gene TBCC). Gene Ontology annotation, biological process: post-chaperonin tubulin folding pathway; tubulin complex assembly. Lineage: Eukaryota; Metazoa; Arthropoda; Insecta; Hymenoptera; Braconidae. The coding region runs from base 267 to 1313 and encodes 348 amino acids. The record is from RefSeq and is a predicted model, not a curated record. Gene Ontology annotation, molecular function: tubulin binding. The transcript has 2 exons. Gene Ontology annotation, cellular component: cytoplasm.